Molecule: messenger RNA, 534 nt
Organism: Babesia bovis T2Bo
Lineage: Eukaryota; Apicomplexa; Aconoidasida; Piroplasmida; Babesiidae
Product: RF-1 domain family protein
Exons: 6
Coding region: 33-332 (99 amino acids)
Biological process (GO): mitochondrial translational termination
Cellular component (GO): mitochondrial large ribosomal subunit
Molecular function (GO): translation release factor activity
Source: RefSeq, a predicted model, not a curated record
GUCUAAUUUGAAUAGAUAGUUACAACAUACAAAUGUACGAACAACCCUGGAUAUGUAGAUAUAUAAAAAACUUCGCUACCAAAAUACCACUCAAACAUAUCAAAAUACUAACGUCUAGGUCAUCAGGACCAGGUGGACAAAGUGUAAAUAAGUCGGAAACUAAAGUACAAGCAAGAUUCAAUGUAGAACAGGCAUCUUGGAUGCAAUCUGAAACCAAAGAUAAAUUCAGACAACUGUUUAAACAAAGAAUUACGCAGGCAGGAGAUUUCAUUGUUGAAUCCGAUGGAAGACAGAAUUCGCAAGUCAAGAACAAAAUAAAAAAGCAUGCAUAAAUAAACUAAAUGAAGCAAUAACAAAAGCUGAGAAAUACGAACCUGAAGUACAACUCACUUUCCUAGAACAAAUAUAUAAAAAUAAAUCAGUACAACAAGUGAAUUGAACAAUACUAUAAGAAAAGAAGAGAAGAUAAAAGGAAAGAAAAGAGAAUAGGACAUAAAACAAUAACGGACUUUUAAUAUUAAGCCUAGAACUGGG